Molecule: messenger RNA, 3279 nt
Organism: Xyrauchen texanus (razorback sucker)
Lineage: Eukaryota; Metazoa; Chordata; Actinopteri; Cypriniformes; Catostomidae
Gene: pick1
Product: protein interacting with prkca 1
Exons: 13
Coding region: 207-1427 (406 amino acids)
Biological process (GO): intracellular protein transport; positive regulation of receptor internalization; dendritic spine maintenance
Cellular component (GO): trans-Golgi network membrane; postsynaptic early endosome; postsynaptic density
Molecular function (GO): protein domain specific binding; phospholipid binding; protein kinase C binding
Source: RefSeq, a predicted model, not a curated record
CGAAGAAGACACUCGAGCCGCUGCAGACUGUUGUUUAGAUUAAACUGAUGAAUUUAUCCCUAUUCAUCGUAAAAUAAUACUUUUAUUAAACAUUAGUUCACAUGUUAACGCGUCUUUGAGCUUUAACAACUCACCGACCGAGCGUGUGUGAAUGAAGACAGUUUGAACAUCUGAUUCACAUUGAACACACACGAUUAGAGCUGAUAAUGUUCACAGAUAUGGACUAUGAGCUGCAGGAGGACAAACUUGGUAUUCCUACAGUUCCUGGAACAGUGACUCUGAAGAAAGAUGCACAGAACCUGAUUGGGAUCAGUAUUGGGGGCGGAGCUCAGUUCUGUCCGUGUCUCUACAUCGUGCAGGUGUUUGAUAACACUCCAGCAGCUCUAGAUGGCACACUGGCAGCAGGCGAUGAGAUCACUGGAGUCAACAAUAAACCAGUGAAAGGAAAAACUAAAGUUGAAGUGGCCAAGAUGAUCCAGGCAGUGCAGAGUGAAGUUGUGAUCCAGUAUAAUAAACUGCAGGCCGAUCCGAAGCAGGGCAAAUCUCUGGACAUCGUUCUGAAGAAGGUGAAGCAUCGUCUGGUGGAGAACAUGAGUUCAGGAACAGCAGACGCUCUGGGACUCAGUAGAGCAAUUCUGUGCAACGAUGGUCUGGUGAAGAGACUGGAGGAACUGGAGAAAACUGGAGAACUUUAUAAAGGACUGAUGGAACACACUAAACAGCUGCUCAGAGCUUUCUAUGAACUCUCUCAAACUCACAGAGCGUUUGGGGACGUGUUCUCUGUCAUCGGUGUUCGUGAGCCGCAGGCUGCCGCCAGUGAAGCUUUCGUGAAGUUUGCAGAAGCUCAUCGAAACAUGGAGAAAUUCGGCAUUCAGCUGCUGAAGACCAUUAAACCUAUGCUGCAUGAUUUAAACACGUAUCUCCACAAAGCCAUUCCUGACACCAAACUCACCAUCCGCAAAUACCUGGACGUCAAGUUUGAGUAUCUGUCGUACUGUCUGAAGGUGAAGGAGAUGGAUGAUGAAGAGUACAGCUGUAUCGCAUUGGGCGACCCAUUGUACCGUGUUAGCACCGGUAACUAUGAGUACCGCUUGAUUCUGCGCUGUCGACAGGAAGCUCGCGUGCGCUUCGCUAAAAUGCGCAAAGACGUUCUGGAGAAAAUCGAACUCUUGGACCAGAAACACGUUCAGGACAUUGUGUUCCAGCUGCAGCGCUUCGUUUCUGGUAUGUCUCAUUACUAUGACGACUGUUACGCCGUCCUGAAGGAGGCGGACGUGUUCCCGAUCGAGGUGGAUCUGUCCAAAACCAUGUUGAACUACGGCGGACAGAACCUGUCGUAUGAGGAUGACGACGAGGAGGAGGAGAGCAGAGAGGAAGAGUCCAGCCAGAAGGAGAACGGAGCGGAGAAACUCAUCGACGAUGAAUGAGGGAAUUGUCUUUAAAUGAAGAUCAAUAUCGAGUUUUAAUUAGUCGUUUGUUUUCAUUAACACUUGAGUUCUACCAAAGCACCUAUUUAAUGUUAUAAGUUUAUUUAUUUCUCUAACGAUGUGCUGUUCAAAACACUGACAGCCAAUCACGAUCUCAGACCCCAGUCAAUCGGAGAGCACCUUUUGCUUGUCAUGGUAACACUGUUGCAUUAAUAUGGGUUUUACUGUUACUGUGGUGACGCACCUUUGGUGCAGGCGAUUUGAUUUUAAAAGUUUCACAAUAAAUCUUUGCGUUGUUUUGUUUGCAUUUAAAACGUUUCAAUUGAAGGGACCUAAAGAAGAACGCAUUAAUGAAGCCGACUGGCCGCUUAAACAUGUUUUUGCACAACUUUUGCUUUAUUUACUGCUUAUUUGCCACUUAAACACUGGAUGACUGGAAUAGUUUUGUUUGGGGAAAUAUAAUCUUUUGUGGUAUUUUCUGGAUUACGUUUAAAUUGUGGGUCAUUUUGAGAACGCUGUGAAAAUGGGUUGAUGUACUCCUAAGAUAUAAAUAUGUUGAAGGGACGAAAAACUUUUAUUAUUUAGACUAAAAAGCUUUGUAAAGAGGCAAUGCUUGUAAAAUGUGUUUUGUGUGAGUGAUAAUAUAAAUCAGAUUUUAUUUACAUUGAGAAAUGAGUCUAAUUGAAAGGUGUUAAUUGUUGUAAGGCUGAUCUUACACAGAUGGGUGGAAAGUAUCAUUGUGAUGUUUGUAGGGGUUUUACUUCCUAAAUUAUUCACAGUGCUCUUGUGACUGACACAAGUUCAGUCCUGAGGGCAUUCGUUGGCAUUUUUACUUUUUAAAGCAAAGUAUGAAAUCUAAUUAACCAGUCAAAGGUCUGUGCCAUUUUUAAUGUUGGCUUGACAAACAAGCUUUGUUUAGGGUUGUUACAAAAUCCCUAAACCGGGACCAAAAUGAUCAAUUGUGCUGUAACUCCUAGAGCUUUCGAGCUACAUCCACCAUACUUGGUACAGACCUUCAGACUGGUCUGUCUCGCUUCUUUGUAUCUUUUUUAAUUGAUCGGAAUAGUGGUUUUCACACAGCGGAAGACCAAAUACGUGAAAAAUCCCAUAGAUGAACUAUACAUUGACAGAGUGUUCAAACUGGCCAAUGGGAUGCUCCGUAAUUCAAACUCCAUCUGUUAAAAUAUCCAAAUGUAAACAUCAGUCCUGCUUAAAAACCCAUUUUAGUUACAUUCUCUAGUCAAAAUCACUAACUAUUGUCCAUUUUAUGCCAUUGACCCAUUGGUAACCAAAACCCCUACGUUAGUCACUUUGGCACUUGUCAAUGGGAUUUGCCCUUUUUGGAGGCUUUAAAAAUGUUGAGCUCAUGAAAACAGUGUAAGCCUGUUUGGACCGUCUUAGACAGUCUUAACUGGUUCCAAAUUGGUAUGGAUGUUCUGUUAUUGGCACUGGUUGGUAAGCUGGUAUUUUUUUAUAGGUAGACAAGCUAAAACCAGCAUGAAAGUGCCCGAAUCAAACGUUCCACUGGUAGCAAAAUGAUGGUCGUCUUAACUGGUUUUCACUGGCCAUUUAAUCUGGUCACCAACCACAUAACUGGAUCACUUUGCUGGUCUUAACUGGUGUAUAGAUAUGUUGAUUUAAUGGUGUAUGACACAUGGUUUGCUGGCCUUAGUUUAGAUCCAAUUUGGAUAAUCCAAGCCUGGUCAGGCCACUCAGAUUUAUGGUUUAAAGUGAUUUUAGGCCCUUUUCAGACUGAAAGACCAUUUUAACCCAUUUUAAAGACUAGCUAACAAUCUUGGGCUGGUUUAACCCUUUUUUUUCUAGCUGGUGAAACGUGUAUUAUGGAUGGAUU